This is a messenger RNA of Tachysurus fulvidraco (yellow catfish), 2253 nucleotides long. It is a transcript of the gene vamp7, whose product is annotated as synaptobrevin-like 1. Gene Ontology annotation, biological process: exocytosis; vesicle fusion. Gene Ontology annotation, molecular function: SNAP receptor activity; SNARE binding. The transcript has 8 exons. The record is from RefSeq and is a predicted model, not a curated record. Lineage: Eukaryota; Metazoa; Chordata; Actinopteri; Siluriformes; Bagridae. Bases 164 to 826 code for a protein of 220 amino acids. Gene Ontology annotation, cellular component: SNARE complex; membrane.
UAGACUUCGUGGGAAACGCUAGAGAUAACGUCAUUUCCGGGAUGCAGUGUGGCGGAAGUUACUGGAACUUGCGGAAGGAACUUUCAGCAGCUUUGAAGCUUUUAAUGUUUACAACGCAAGUAAAGCCUAGAAGUCUUGAUUUUAACGGUAUCAGCUCUGUGCUAUGGCGAUCCUUUUCGCUGUGGUAGCUCGUGGAAACACAAUACUCGCCAAACAUGCCUGGUUUGCAGGAAACUUUCUUGAGGUGACGGAGCAAAUUCUGGCAAAGAUUCCAUCUGAAAACAACAAACUAACCUACUCGCAUGGCAGAUAUCUCUUCCACUACAUCUGUCACGACCGAAUUAUCUAUUUAUGCAUCACAGAUGAAGGAUUUGAGAGGUCGCGUGCAUUCAGUUUCCUGAACGAAGUCAAGAAACGUUUCCAGACCACCUACGGCUCUCGGGCGCAGACGGCUUUACCCUACGCCAUGAACAGCGAGUUCUCCAGCACUCUUGCUGCACAAAUGAAACACCACUCAGAUCCGAGAAGUUCAGAUCGGUUGACAGAGACACAGAUGCAGGUGGAUGACCUGAGAGGCAUUAUGGUCCGGAAUAUUGAUCUUGUGGCACAGAGAGGAGAGAAGCUGGAACUUCUCAUUGACAAGACUGAGAAUUUGGUGGACUCAUCUGUCACUUUCAAAACAACGAGUCGCAACCUGGCUCGUGCCAUGUGUAUGAAGAACCUGAAGAUGACCAUCAUCAUCAUAAUUGUAUCACUUGUGGUGCUGUACAUCAUAGUAACAGCAGCAUGUGGAGGUGUGACUUGGCCCAACUGUCGGAGCAAGUAGGAAGCAGAGCUAGAGCUUCUGCUGUCACGCUGACCGACCUGGAAGGAAACUAAACCAUUAUCUGGUGUUCCUGAUCUCUCUUCUGUUAAGCCUGUCUCUCACAGCUGCAGGCUUUUUAACAAACACACACACACACAGACACACACACACACACACACACACACACACACACACACACACACACUCACUCACUCACUCACUCACUCACUCACAAAAGAGAGAGCCUGGAAAUUAAACACUCUUUCAAAUCCUCCAUCUUACUCCAGAGUAACUCGGAGUGUUCCGAUCGAGUCAGCGGAUGUUUGCGACUGUGAUUUCUUCCCCGGAACAUUUUCUUUUAUCCCAUCUUGUGAAGCAGUUCAGUUAAUGACGAACAUGUAUGUCAAGUUCUAACAUGUAACCUUUACUAGCAAGGCACAAUUUUAUGCACACACACACACACACACACUAGUGAGGUGAAGAGUUGAUUUCUUUUCAGCUCACCACACACUAGCUCAUUGAUCACAACGUACAGGUAGUCCUACUCAGUAGCCUAAUGCAUAUACCAGUGUUCAAAAUUCAUCUCGCACAAUAAAAAUAAAUGAUGUUUGUUAUGUUAUGUAUAUGUAGCUGACAAUAAAUACACUGUAUUAUGAUCGCUAUGAUAUAUGUGCUGAUUUGGGAAAUGUAAAAAUGCCGCUUUUAGUUCGAGUUAGUAAAUAUUUGAAAUCCAAACAAGAAGAAUCAGUAUGUGUAUAAAACUCAAAGAUACAGAUUUACAGUUCUUUCCCUCUUAGAAGAUAAAUAACUAAUGCACGGUUCUAACAUGGAUCGUGGUAUAAGUACCACAUCUUCAUGUUUUUUAACAGAAAAUUAUAAUCCAGACCUAUACAUGUGCUCAAACCUUAAAUACUGUCACAGUUGUACAGGCCAUAUGCUUUUUUUAAACGUGUACAUAGAUAUCUAUUCCAUACUGAUCUGCAGUAAUGAGUUCUCUAAGUUUAACAAAACUUUAUCUCAAAGUUUCUAGUUUUACUUUUGCUCAAACAUGAUCUAGAGAUAAUGUAUAAUAUCCUACUUUCUAUUUUUUAUUUCUGACAGAAGUGAUGUACAUUAUGACACAUACAACUGCUCUUCAGGUCAAAGUUCACGAGUUACCCACAGUUUGAUUAUGUAAAUGCCUCGACUCAUAUUGAGCUCAAACGCAGAUGUACAGUUCAUACACGAGGAGUAUUUCACAAGAGACAUUAAGGACUAGUGCACUGGUGAGUGGGAGGAGAGUUCAGUCUCCCUGGUUGAUUGUUACAUAUGUGUCAAGUGAUUGUUUUUCACCCAGAAUGCACUUUUUUGUUUGCUUUUCGCCAUAAUGAUGUGAUUAUUAUUAUGCCAAGAAUUGUGGAAUUGUUUAAUUAUUCAUCAAAUUGAAGAGAAUAAAGUUCUAUCUGAAA